CAAUAUUUUUAAUUUUUAUUCAAAUUCCAAACCAACUAUCAAGUCCUAACUCUAUUUUUUCAUGUCUUGUUGAAUGUCGAACGCGGCGAGAUAAGAUAUUAGAACUUUUCGAGUUAACAUUAGUUUGGGUUACAUAAAAACAAGAACGUUUGUUUUGUAUAAGUUAGGUGUUUAAAUUAAUCCGCUGAAAUAUUUGUAUAUGUGCCAUAUUUAAAUGAAUUUCGUAGUGUAGUGAUUAUUUCACGAAGUUCGCCAUUGUCGUUCAAUUGUGACUAGAUUUAUUAGUUUUUUUAUUAAAAUAUACACAAGUGUUAUUACUUUGUGGUUAACGGAUUCUUAAUUUUGAAUAAAAUCUACGACAGAACCUUUACAGGCAAAUUAAUUGGUAAGUAGGCUGUGCCUUCCAGCUCGAAGGUAUUAUUUCGCCAUAGGCUUCGCAACGAACAAAGCAAUAAGGUGAAUGCUGGAACUCUACGUGCAGAGAGGAUCCGCGCCGCCAAGCCGCCACAUUACAAGGCGGCGCGGCUGAUAAGCCAUAGGUGUGAAUGUGCCCUGGAUUCAAACGGAGGAACAAAAGAGUGGCGGGAGCGGCACAAUAAUGGACGACGGGGGCAGCAAUAAGCAGCGGCAAGCGACGCGUGUCUUCAAGAAGAGUUCGCCCAAUGGAAAGAUCACAGUAUAUUUAGGGAAAAGAGACUUCGUUGAUCACAUCACACAUGUCGACCCAAUUGAUGGAGUGGUCCUAAUCGACCCUGAGUAUGUGAAGGAUAGGAAGGUGUUUGGUCACGUGCUAGCGGCGUUCCGGUACGGUAGGGAGGACCUUGACGUACUAGGUCUCACCUUCAGGAAGGAUCUCUACUUAGCUGCUGAGCAGAUCUACCCACCGACGAACGUACAAAAGCGUCCAUUAACGCGACUACAAGAACGUUUAGUACGCAAGCUGGGUCCGUCUGCACAUCCCUUCUACUUCGAGCUACCUCCUCAUUGUCCAGCCUCUGUGACUCUUCAACCAGCUCCUGGGGAUACGGGCAAGCCGUGUGGGGUAGAUUAUGAGUUGAAGGCUUUCGUCGCUGACUCACAAGAUGAUAAACCACAUAAAAGAAAUUCAGUGCGGUUGGCAAUUAGAAAGAUAAUGUAUGCGCCGAGUAAGCAAGGGGAGCAGCCGUCCGUUGAGGUUUCCAAGGAAUUUAUGAUGAGCCCGAACAAAUUGUACCUAGAAGCUUCAUUAGACAAGGAGUUAUAUCACCACGGCGAGAAUAUAGCAGUGAACGUACACAUAGCGAACAACUCGAAUCGUUCGGUGAAACGGAUCAAGGUGUCUGUGCGUCAGUUUGCGGACAUUUGUCUGUUCUCCACUGCGCAGUAUAAGUGCACUGUAGCAGAAGCCGAGAGCGAAGAGGGCUGUCCAGUGGGUCCAGGGUUUACGCUGAGCAAGGUUUUCACGUUGACUCCACUCCUGGCAAACAACAAGGAUAAAUGGGGUCUAGCACUCGACGGACAGUUAAAGCAUGAGGACACCAACCUGGCUUCCAGUACGCUAAUAGCGGAUCCCGCGCAACGCGAAAAUCUCGGUAUUAUUGUACAGUACAAAGUAAAGGUUAAACUCUGCUUGGGGCCACUUGGAGGGGACCUUAGCGCAGAGCUACCCUUCAUCCUGAUGCAUCCGAAGCCCGAAGAGGAGCCUCCCCGUUUAGCUCAAGAUCCCACACCCGCUGAUCAUGACCUUAUACAGCUUGACCCUCAACCUAGAAAUGAAAACGGCCAAGAUCAAGACGACGAUAUAAUUUUCGAAGACUUCGCUCGACUCAGGCUGAAAGGGGCUGAUGCCGAUGCCUGAACCUUAUACUAACUUUGCUCUCUUGUCUACAUUAUUUUACUUAUUUCACGCACAACUGCAAUGUUGUAUUAAAUUCCCCUUACUUAUAAAUUCUCUGUUAUAUUGUUUGAAAUCCUUUUUAAAAAUCAUAUUCUUAUAAGUAAAGGGAUAUAAUGACUUAAUGCAUUACUAUUCUUUAAAUUUAGUCUAUGACAUUAUUAAAUUCUCGGUGAAUGUCAUAAUGACUUUAUCGCUUUGUCUUUAAGUAUGUUAUAAUGCAUAAUCGUUUAGUGUAGUCUAAUUGACUUGGUUAUAGAUAUAAAUUUGGUGUUCGAAUGUAAACAGAUAAAAUAUUAUACAAAUAUGUUAUCUGUGCUAUGCCUAAAAUAAAAUAAAAAUGUGUUUAUGAGUAUUUUAUUACCUACAUGAAAUUUUACGCACUUUUUGUGGUUUUAGCGUCGUAGAGUUAAAAUAAUGUGGUAAGGGAGCAUUUUGUAUAACCAAGCAAAAACUGUACAGUGUACAGUCACAAUAUAUUAAUAUGAAGAUUUAUUUUUAUCGGGGUGGACAUUAAAUUACCAAAAAUAUUUUAAUUCCGCACAUAGGUAUUAUAAUUUAGCUUUAUAACGAGUACAAUUUUAUUUGUUAAUUUAAAAUAUUGGCCAUUGUUUUUAUAUAGUUGUAGUAAUGUUUUGGUAAUGUGCAUUUAAUAGAUUAAAUUUACCUCAAUGUUUACUUUAUGUAUAGAUAAUGUGUAAUGAACAAAAAGAUUAUUCACGCUCAAAAUCUCGUUUAGAAACUAAAUCACGCCACAGAUAUACUAUUUUUUUUAACCACAGAGACGAAUCAAUCAUCAUCGGUAAUUUAGAAAACUUAAAGUAAAUUUAUAUUAUUGACAUCAUUAUGUAUAUGAUACGAGAGAACGAUUUUGAUGAAACAUGGACUGUUCCUUAGUCGCAAUGUUUUUGUAAUCACGGAUCUUCUUGAUAUGUCUCAGCAAUUACAGCCAAUAUGACAUUCCAAUACGACAUUUUAGUCAAAAUAAUCUUUUAAAGCUGUAUUUAGCUUUAGCAUUCGUCUCUUUCUAUAUUGUGAAAACUGCGAUGACAUCUUAAAUUAGUGAAAUAAUAUUGAUUUAGUUUGUAAAUAAGAAAGAAUUCAUAAAUAUUAAUUGUGUCAGGUGAAAUCGCAACUUAAACAACCGUUCAAAUAUCGCAACGAAAGUCUUGUACAGUCACAAAUUAAUCAGUUUCAUUUCGAUAAUUUUUCAGCAUUAAAAUAAGUGCACAAAUUUUAAGCAUCCUUAAAUUGUGUCGUUACCUUGGUAGUCAAUUACAUUUGCAAUGAAGUCCGCGCUGAAUGAAAACAAAAGCAGCUGAUUUGCACUUUGAAUUUUGGAUAAACGUUUUUAUAUUUAAUUCUCGUGCAAACUACAAAUUUGGUACAACAAUACACGAAAGUUAAAUGUAGAAUUUUGUUUUUUAUGGCAACCCCGCGCGGAAUUGCCAGAAGUAAAAUUGUGUAUUUCCUUUUCUGUAGUAAUUAUAAUAAUUUAUACAUAAUGAUAGUUAAAAAUAGUUAAAUGUGAAUUGAACUUAUGAUGUAAGUGAUAAAGAAACAUAUUAUUGUCAGUAUAUUGGUAUAAUGAAUGUCGUAAAGAUAUACGCAUUAGUUACGAUUAUCUUGUUGCUCUGAAGUUGGUACUUUCAAGUGAUCAAUUCAAAUUUGUUUCAAAUAUUUAUGUUGGAUAUAAAACCAGUCAACUAUCGCAGUUUGUGUUUCUGUGAAACAUAUUACAUGCAGUCGUACAAGGAUUUUUUGGCAGUGGAAGCAUGGAUUAUGCAAGGUGUUGCGAUUAAAAAUAAACCUUUUUUCUGUAGAGAUUGGGAUUUUAUUAGCGAGAACAAGUCAGACCACAUGCCAAAAUAAAUUUGUAGCACUGCACUGCUGACAUUUGUCUUAAUUGUCAUAUUAAUGUGUCGCUAACUUCAGAGCAUAAUAUUUUAAGACUCUGUUAUCUAAUUGGAACUAUUGGGUGUUGUGCAACAAGAAACAUUUGAAUUAUAUAUACAUAUAUAUCAGAGGCUUUUAACAUUUAUUUUAUAAAUGUACAGUUGAUAAAAAUUUACUUUAAAUUUUCACUUUCAUAAUGUGUAUUUGAAUUAUUAUAUAAAUGUGUUGCAUUGGCAAUGUACAAAAUAUUAUAUUACUAUGUAGCUAAGGAUAUACAUUAUACCUAUUAAUAUAAUAUUUACUUACGUUAAAAGUGUAUUUCGCAACAAUGCAAAACAAUGUUGUUGGAUUGAAUUAAAAUACCUUAUAAUUUUUCAUCGAAAACUUUUUGAUGUACCUUU
Molecule: messenger RNA, 4170 nt
Organism: Pieris brassicae (large cabbage white)
Lineage: Eukaryota; Metazoa; Arthropoda; Insecta; Lepidoptera; Pieridae
Gene: krz
Product: beta-arrestin-1
Exons: 14
Coding region: 599-1837 (412 amino acids)
Biological process (GO): signal transduction; G protein-coupled receptor internalization
Cellular component (GO): cytoplasm
Molecular function (GO): G protein-coupled receptor binding
Source: RefSeq, a predicted model, not a curated record